AUGUUGCCGAAGAAAGAGGAAAAAGAUGUGGGAAAAGAUUCAGAGCAUUCACUGUCAUCCUCUAUCUCAAACCAAGAAAAGAGCACAGUGCCAGGAACGGGAACAGAAACAAAAGCAGCUAAUUAUGAAACCACUACCAUGCAUAAUUCAACUGCAGCACCUGCUUCAUCUGGAACUGAGUCAAAAAUGAAUUAUCAUUCAAGUAUGGAAACCAAACAUGAAAAGAAGAGUACAUUGCCCAGCGCUCCGCCGGUGGCGGCGGCUUCCAAAAGCGGCUCCCCGGCCAGCGCUCCGCCGGUGGCGGCGGCUUCCAAAAGUGGCUCCCCGGCCAGCGCGGCGGCGGCUACUAAAAGCAGCUCCCAGGCCAGCGCAGUGGCAGUUACCAAAAGCGGCUCCCAGGCCAGCGUGGCUACCACCAAAGCGGCGGCGGCUACCAAAAGCGGCUCCCUGGCCAGCGCUCCGCCGGCAGCGGCGGUGGCUACCAAAAGCGGCUCCCUGGCCAGCGCUCCGCCGGCAGCGGUGGCGGCUACCAAAAGCGGCUCCCUGGCCAGCGCUCCGCUGUCGGCAACGGCUACCAAAAGCAGCUCCCUGGCCAGCGCUCUACUGGUGGCUUCCAAAAGCAGCUCCCAGGCCGGCGCUCCACCGGUGGCUUCCAAAAGCAGCUCCCAGACUAGUGAAAGUCCCGCUAAAGUGUCAUGGAAGCCAUUAACAAGUGAAGAUGCAAAAGAAAGACAGCCUUUUUUCAAUAGACUGUACAAAUCUGUGGCCUGGAAGUUGGUUGCUGUUGGAGGUUUUAGUCCCAAUGUCAAUCAUGCAGAACUUCUAAACUCAUCCAUUCAAUCUGUGAAAGCCACUUUAGAUGUAACUUUUGUUCCACUGAAGGAACUUGCAGACUUACCUCAAAAUAAAAGCUCUCAUGAAAAUAUAGUUUGUGAACUGAGGUGCAAGUCUGUUUAUUUGGGUACUGGCUGUGGAAAAAGUAAGGAAAAUGCCAAAGCUAUAGCUUCAAGGGAAGCUUUGAAAUUAUUUCUAAAGAAGAAAGUUAUUGUAAAGAUAUGUAAAAGAAAGUACAAAGGACGUGAAAUUGAAGAUUUGGUACUUCUUGAUGAAGAAUCAAAACCCUCAAAUUUACCCCCAGCUUUAAGAAAUCCUCAAGAGAUCCUGUAGGACACAUAAGAACUGAGGGUUACUUUUGUACUCUGAAAAUGUAGGCUUCCAGAUAUUUUGUAUUUCUCAGUUUUGCAGAACAACUACAUUAUUGUUCCUUUCACGCGGUAGCAAUUGUAAAUAACUUCUUAUAGAUCACAAGAAGUGUGCAUUUAAAGGUAUGCCUUAAUAUAGAGCACACUAGCGUGCUGUUUUAUUUGCUAAAUAGUCUACCUAAGUCUUCUAUUUUUAAUUAAAAGAUUAAGGUACAAUUUGAUUAAAGUCUAAUAAUUUUGUAAUUCUUACAAUUUGGUGGUAGUGUGCUCAGUUGUCUACCAUGUCUUUUUAGCUGCAUAGGAAUGUAUAUAGGGACCAUAGUACUUGAAUGGUUGAAAGUUGUUAAAUUUCAAGGAAAAGGUUGUCUGUUUGAAAUUUGUUGCCCAUAAUGUUCACUAUUCUUGUUUAAAAGAGAGAAAAUAGUUGGCUGACUAUUUUUAUGAAAAGUUGUAACAUUUUAAAGUUAAUCCUAAAAUAAUAUGUGAUCCUGUUUAACAUUAUUACAAUAGCAAAUUGUCAGUAAAUAAUAAUCAGGGUGAUUUCAACCACCAAAACUCUUUAAGCAAAUUAAACUUGUGAAAUACCAUUUACACUUCGUUUUUCAGAUAAACAUGGACUUCUAUAUAAGCAUAUUUUAUGACUGCUACUAUUAAAAAUAAUAAACUUCUGGGAUAUC
Messenger RNA from Emys orbicularis (European pond turtle), 1879 nucleotides. RefSeq names its product CDKN2A-interacting protein-like. The coding region runs from base 1 to 1167 and encodes 388 amino acids. The transcript has 2 exons. Gene Ontology annotation, cellular component: nucleoplasm; nucleolus. Lineage: Eukaryota; Metazoa; Chordata; Testudines; Emydidae. The record is from RefSeq and is a predicted model, not a curated record.